AUGCCAGAGCAUACUUCCGACGAACUGACAGAAUCUGAAGAACAGUACAGACUCCUAGACACCAGCAGUGAAGCAGAAACCUCAGCGGAGCAUCUGCCUUUCCCGACACCAACCAUGGGCUCUGACAGCGCUAACAAAUCCGAGGAACGCCGGGGCGAUAAACUCGCUGCAUAUGGAGCACUCGCUUCCAUGCUGAUCUUCGUAUGCGUCACUUGGUUCAUCGUGUUCACCAACAACCCUACAUCAGUGGGGUGGUUCGCCGUCCACCCGCUUCUCCAGAGCUUAGGUAUCGGCUGCUUCACCUAUGGGAUCCUGACACUCCAACCAACUACACACCCCAAAACUAAAGCAGCUGGUUUUCAACGACACCAGAAAACGAUGCUUGCCGUUGGCUUCCCUUGUAUCGCUUUGGGCACCCUAGCAAUCGAGAUCCACAAAUUCAGUGAUGGACAUGGACAUUUCGCGACGUGGCAUGGGACCCUCGGACUCAUUUCCGUCGGGUGGCUUGUGGGACAAGUGAUCCUUGGCGGCGGAAGCGUGUGGUAUGGAGGUGCAGCAUUUGGGGGCGGUAUGAAGGCCAAGAUGUUAUGGAAAUACCACAGGCUGUCUGGCUAUGUCUUAUUCCCCCUUCUCUUGAUUACUGCUUACCUUGGAGGCGCGUGGUCUACUUGGGCGACCUCCCAUAGCCAGCCAGUAGUGCGGUUUGUCGGGUAUACUGUUGCGCCGAUAGUUGCAAUUCUAGCUAUCUAUGCGCGUAUCAGAACAUCCAAAAUGAAAUUCUUCUGAUGUUCUCGACCAAUUUUUUUUAUCUUGAUUAAAUUACUCUAGCAGCAACAAUCUCGUGUAUGUAAAUGUGCCCUAUGCUGUAGAAGGUGCCGUAGCAGGAACUGCAGAGGUUGAACCUGGAACGGGCGUUGAAGGUGGCAACUGCAAUUGUGGAGUCGGUAUCACUUCUGUCAGAAAUCCUGGCAGAAAACGUUCUAGCCUGGCUUGCGUGGCUGUCCAUAAGGUACGUUGAUGUUCGUCACGUUGGUCUUCCUGGGAAGGUGGGACAAGAAUGUUUGCUGCAUUCAUCACAAGAACCACGUUCUUGAGAGAUUCCGAGACGGCCUCGUA
Suillus discolor is the source of this 1116-nucleotide messenger RNA. RefSeq lists its product as uncharacterized. Gene Ontology annotation, molecular function: transmembrane monodehydroascorbate reductase activity. The coding region runs from base 1 to 786 and encodes 261 amino acids. NCBI's taxonomy places the organism in Eukaryota, Fungi, Basidiomycota, Agaricomycetes, Boletales, Suillaceae. The transcript is spliced from 7 exons. The record is from RefSeq and is a predicted model, not a curated record.